This is a messenger RNA of Rhinolophus ferrumequinum (greater horseshoe bat), 2677 nucleotides long. RefSeq names its product tripartite motif containing 4 (gene TRIM4). Gene Ontology annotation, molecular function: zinc ion binding; protein binding; RNA binding. Bases 106 to 1794 code for a protein of 562 amino acids. NCBI's taxonomy places the organism in Eukaryota, Metazoa, Chordata, Mammalia, Chiroptera, Rhinolophidae. Gene Ontology annotation, biological process: regulation of translational initiation. The transcript has 6 exons. The record is from RefSeq and is a predicted model, not a curated record.
GCCCUCUGGCGCCUUCCCCAAACCCGAGGGAUCCCGGCUUCCUCUCGAGUUUGCUAGGACAGCCACAGCUCUAUUGUUGGCUGGAGGAGCAGCCCCGGUCCCAUCAUGCCCCUCGGCCAGGACGCGGCCUCCAGCGGCAGCGACACCGCGACUCCGGUGCUAGCGCGCUGCGGUCCCGCCACGCCCGCGGGAAGGCCAGCACGCGCCGGGAUUGAGUCCCGUAAAGUGAGAUUUAACUUUCCCAAGCCGCGGGAGGCGCCUGCCGCGGUUCCGAGGGCCGCCGGCCUCCAGGGCCCACCCGCCGCCCACAGGCCGCUGCGGCGCGUCGCAGCCCACCCGACUCGGGCUCUGGGAAAGAGUAGCGUCAUGGAAGCCAAGGAUCUCCAGGAGGAGCUGACCUGCUCCAUCUGUCUGGACUAUUUUAAGGACCCGGUGUCCAUCGAGUGCGGUCACAACUUCUGCCGCUGCUGCCUGCAACGCAGCUGGGAACCGGGCGGCGGCCAGUUCCCCUGCCCGGAGUGCCGGCAGCUGUCGUCGCCCGCCGCACUGCGGCCCAACUGGGUCCUGGCCCGGCUCACGAGGACCGUGCGGCCCGGGCGCCAGGGCCCCGUGCCCCCCGGCCUGUGCGGCCGCCAUUGGGAGCCGCUGCGGCUCUUCUGCGAGGAAGACCAGCGGCCCGUGUGCUUGGUGUGUAGGGAGUCCCAGGAGCACCAGACCCACACGAUGGCGCCCAUUGACGAGGCCUUCGAGAACUACCGGGAAAAACUUCUUAAGACUCAGUGUGAUCUGAAGGCCAAGAUGAAAGAAGCCAUGCGGUUACAUGACAUGGAAGUGAAGAGUGUUACAGACUGGCAGAACAAGAUGAAGAAUAAACGAUUGAGCCUCAGUGCAGAGUAUGCAAAGCUGCACCGCUUCCUGGCUGAAGAAGAGCAACUGUUUCUUCAGAGGUUGAGCAAAGAAGAAGAAGAGACAAAGAAGAAAUGGAAUGAGAACUCAUUAAGGCUCAAUCAAAUAAUCACUUCCUUGAAGGAGCUCAUCUUAGAGGUCUGGGAGAAGAGCCAGUGCUCCAGCCUGGAGUUGCUUCAGAAUCCAAAAGAUCUGUUGACCAGGAGUGAGAACCAGGAUGUGAACUAUUCCCUUGAAGAUCUAAAGGUGACGUCUGUGUGCCAUAUACCAAUGAUGAAGGAAAUGCUGAAGCAAGUCCAAGUGGCUGUCAGUCUAGCUGAAGACACAGCUCAUCCUGAACUUGUCUUCUCCCUGGAAGGGAGGUACGUGAAAAAUGGAGCAUCGGGCAGGUCUUGGCCAUUAUUUUCUGCAGCAUGGACCUACUUUAUUGGACGGAGGAAUCCUCAGCAGAACACGCACUUUGUGGAGAGAUUUCAGCACGUACCCUGUGUUUUGGGAAAAAACGUUUUCACUUCAGGGCAACAUUACUGGGAAGUUGAGAGCCGAGAUGGCCUGGAGAUUGCUGUGGGGGUUUGUCAGGAGGACGUCAUGGGGAUUGUUGAUAAAUCAGAAAUGUUCCCCCAUGGGGGCAUUUGGGCUAUUUGUUGGAGUUCCGCUGGCUAUUGGCCCCUAACAGGCUCCUCUGUAAGUCCUACCAAGCAAGAGCCAGCUCUUCACCGGGUGGGAGUUUUCCUAGAUCAUGGGGCUGGGGACAUCUCAUUCUACAAUGCUGUGGAUGGAGUGCACCUACACACUUUUUCUUGUUCUUUAGUCUCACCUCUCCGGCCAUUUUUUUGGUUAGGCCCGUUAGCAUCUUUAGUCAUCCCACCGGUGACUGGUGGGAAAUGAGGCUAUUCUUCCUCUGCCCAAGGAUCCCUGCCUGUAUUCCAGCCCAGGGACAUCCAUCCCUGGCCCUCUUCUUUCACUUCAUACAUAUCAGUCCUUUGUAGUAUGGCAGUAUUAUCCAUUCAGGUUCCAGUCUCGUGUUUUGUUCAGCUGCCCGUAUUUCUUGUGAAUAUGUAGACAGAUAUGGCAGACCCUGUUGGUUGCCUUUCUAGUAGCCACUUGCCACUUCUCUCCUUCUCUUCUGGUUCUUUCUAUUUGACCUGUUUGGCAUGCCCCCUCCGUGUGCUUAGGAGAAGCAGUCCCAAGUAUGGUAAUUCUGGCCUGUGAGAUAGGAUGGGAAAUUUUCCAAGGGUGGGGGAAGUUUUUGUAGCUUCUAAACUUGUUCUAUGAGGUUAUUACUCCCUUAUUGUAUAAGGCAAUUUUAGUUGCACUUUGGUUACUUGCAGUCUGAAGUAGCCUAACUGGUAUGGUAGGCACGCAGCGUGGACAUCCCAUAGUUGAGGCUUAUCUGAUUUUUUCUGAAACUUGACAAAUUGAUAGAAUCUCUAUUCAGUCAUGUAAUUCCUCUUCCCAGUAAGGACUGAUAUCCCUCACUUUUCUGGAUCAGAAAAUUGAGGCAGUCUUCUUUUACUCUGCCCAUGCUAUUACUCUUCUUCACCUGACCGUGUCUCAGCCUUCACGUGUUUGUUAUGCUAUCCGUUUGUCAAAUUCCUAUAUUGUGUAUACAAGGUUAUUAAUGUCAUACCGAAAAUGUUGAAAAACACUUAAGUGUGUAUACUGCUAGCCUCUUCACAUAAUGCUCUCAUAUGACUCUUGUAACAGCUCGGUGAGACGGAAAUUAAAAUCCUAUUUUUACAAGUGAGAAAACAAACCUUUAGAGUAACAC